UGACUUGUGGUGCGUAUUGUUGUCAAGGAUGUUUCUUGACAACACUUUGAUGUGACGACCAAAGCCAAGUGGGUUCGAAAAAUCGUCCGUUUACAGUGCCAGCGCUAUACGAUCAAGGUACGACUGUUAUUUAGUUAUACUGUGUAUACCUAAACACAUCAUUGGUUACUCCAUCCUGAAGUGUUAAGCGUCAUGUCUGAAAUUCCACAAGACAGCAAGAUGGACGAGAACAACAUUGAAGUUGUGGCUCACUCGCCUAUCAAGACAACAAGCAGCCACAGCAUUCAUCGCAUUCUAAACAAUCAACACAGGCAGCUUAAUCCUCAUCACCAUCACCUGUCCAUCGCCAGACGUCACAUCAUUAAAAGUAAAGGGCAAAUCAGCCUAGGUCUGCGUAGCCACCUUACAAUGAGAAGGGUGUACCACCACCUUAUGCUAAGCAGACACCACAUUUAUACAAGUCAUCAUCAUUUAACCCUUAGCAGGAAUCAUCUCCAUCCAGCUUUGAUCCAUCGACCGACUGAGAAAAAUCAUUACCACCUGCAAAAGAGUUUCAGGCACCAAACCUACAGCCACCACCACCUAGCUAUGAACACCCACCUACAGCCGUGGUCAACCAAAAACCUCCUCUUAAACCUGUACCGUGUGGAACUCAGUCAUUAUUAUUUAUUGUCUUCCCAUCACCAUCUGGCAUGUGUCCAUCACCCCCACAUGUCAUUAAAACGGCAUCACAACCAACUUCCGAUGAAACCCCGCCCCCGCCUUAUUUCAUUGACCCCCCAACCCGAAGCGUUUAAACGCAUUCACCACCCCCUCUCCCUAAAACACCACCCUCACCUCCAAUCCAUGAUCCGUAGCCUUAGGUCCUUAAAAAGCCACCACCACCUCCUUUCUUCGAAACGAAACCACAAACUUCCUACUUUAAGACUAAGUUAUAAACCUACCCAAGUCAACCCCCACCUACAGUCAAAAAUCGACCCCCACCCUCUACAGGCAAACAUCGACCCCCACCCUCUGAAUACAAACAUCGACCCCCGCCUCCUGGCCAUGAUCCCGCGCCCCCUCCAGUUGAAAAGCCACAUCAAACUGCAGUCAGCACUACACGAUGCCCAACAUGGAGAAAACCAGCCACUGACCCGUCAAAGUCGCCAGCUCCUGACACUUAGCCGCCAACAGCUAUUUAUUAAUCCAGGAGACGAGUGGAUGAGCCGCAAGGCACUGGACUUAAGCCGCAACCCUAUAGCGGCCAGCCGUGUUAUGUUGAAUCCGCACCUACAGUCGAUGAGCCAGAACACUCAACAAGGCUUUCAGACUCACCAAGGCCUUCAGACUCAACAAGGCCUUCAGACUCAACAAGGCCUUCAGACUCAACAAGGCUUUCAGACUCACCAAGGCUUUCAGGCUCAACAAGGCCUUCAGACUCAACAAGGCCUUCAGACUCAACAAGGCCUUCAGGCUCAACAAGGCCUUCAGACUCAACAAGGCCUUCAGACUCAUCAAGGCCUUCAGACUCAACAAGGCCUUCAGACUCAACAAGGCCUUCAGACUCAACAAGGCCUUCAGACUCAACAAGGCCUUCAGACUCAACAAGGCCUUCAGACUCAACAAGGCCUUCAGACUCAACAAGGCCUUCAGACUCAACAAGGCCAGAGUUGGCCUUCUACGCUUCAACCUUGCCACUCCUCACAGACGGUAACGAUGACCCACGAGCUGGAAUUUAGUCAACUGUCUCACACGGGCCAAAUGACAUUCGGCCAACAAACAACCUUGAGCCAACUGUCAGGUAGCGGCCACGUUACAUUGACCAGACGCGUAACGCUGAGCCAUCAUGACCUACACAAUCCGCUACACCGAGACAACGAACUACAGGAAAACCAACAACCACGUGGUUUGAUGCCGAAUGGUUAUGCUUCAUCAGGAUCUACUCACACAGGUGUCUUGCUAAGGCCAUCAAAGUUCCCUCCCAAUUUUUAAACCAUAAGUGAACUUUAUGUAAUCAUCCGCGGUUUACAAAAAAAAAAAAAUCAUCAUUUAUAAAUAAUAGAUAUAUAUAAUUUUUUAACAUUAUAAAUAAAAAAAAUAA
This is a messenger RNA of Physella acuta, 2083 nucleotides long. RefSeq lists its product as uncharacterized. The record is from RefSeq and is a predicted model, not a curated record. Lineage: Eukaryota; Metazoa; Mollusca; Gastropoda; Physidae.